This is a messenger RNA of Salvia hispanica, 750 nucleotides long. RefSeq lists its product as uncharacterized. The record is from RefSeq and is a predicted model, not a curated record. Lineage: Eukaryota; Viridiplantae; Streptophyta; Magnoliopsida; Lamiales; Lamiaceae.
AUGUCAACGACUGCCGUGAAAGAGUGCGGCAGAAUCUUGUGCACCACCUUCCUCAGCCUCGUGCCGCCGCUAUGGCUUCUCCUCUUCACCCAGCUCUCCGCCGCCCGCCAUCAAAAAACCGAUCAUCACGACCUCGUCUCUACUUUCCUGCAUACCAACACGACCUCGCUCCUUGGCAUCCUCAUACUCGCCCUACAAAGCUUCAUCGGCGGCGAGGAGCGCGCUUGGCUCAUCACCAUACGACGCCGUUUUGAUGCCGCGUUGGUUUGGAUUUUCUCGAUGCAAGUCUGCCUAAGUUUGUGGAUUUACGGAUUUGUGGAAGUCGACGAUGAGUCCCCAAUCGGCGGCGGCGGAGUUUGGAGUGUGCUUAUGGGUUUGGGAUUGCAUGAAGCGGUGGUUUUCUGGCGGCGGUAUGUGGUGAGGCCGGCGGUAUCCGGGCUCCGCGGGGAGGGAUUUGGGUGGGGGGAGAAUGUGUUGUUGGCGGCGGCGUUUGGAUGUCUGUGGUGGCGGAGGUUAAGGGGGGAAGUGGAGGAGCAGCUGGUAGGGAUGGGGAAAGAUAUGGAGGCGGUGGAUGUUGUGGGGUGGUUGUUGUAUUGCUCGAUGGCGGCGGUGGGCGGAGUUAGGGUGGUCAAAGGUUUGUUGUGGGUGGUCAAUGGGAUUUUCCGACGCCAUCCGCGGGUCAACGGAGAGGUCGAUGAUAGUUUAGAUUUGACAAUAAAGAUUGAAACCGAAAUGCGAAAUGUAAUUUAA